AUGAAAUGGCUCAAUAUUAAAAAUGUAGAAACAGCAAUUUUAAAGAUAAUAAUCAUUAUUUUAUAUAUUUUUUUAAAUUGUGAAAAAAUAAAUUGUAAAAGAAUAGGAAGCCUAUCCAGCCUUAACUAUAAUUCCAAAAACCUUUUUAAUAUAUAUAGUGUAAUAAGCAAAGAUGUUGAUAUAAAAAAUAAAAAUAAAUAUAUCCAAACAACCAAAGAUGGAAUAAAUAUAUAUGAAAAGGAUAAUAAAAAAUCAAAGGUAUAUUUUCUGCCUUUAGUUUUGGAAAAAUAUGAAAAGGAACAAAAUGCCCAAACAAAAAACCAAACAACUACACCGAUGCAACAAAAUAAUAAAUCCAUGAAUAAUGAAAAAGAAAAUAUAAGUAACAAAAUUACUGAAAAAAAUGAUGAAACUCAGACGAAAAAUACUGAAUAUGCAACUAGCCAGAUUGGUUCUUCUAAUAAAGAAACCGCAUUUGAAUAUCUGGAAAAUAAUUUAAUAAAUGUAAAAAAAGAAAUAACAAAAAUAACAUCCUAUAUAAACGAUUCAGACCUUUUAAUAGUUCCAAUCAAUUAUAACGAUAUAUUAAAUGAACAUAUAUUUGAUAUUAAACCAUUUAAUAAUUUUGUCAAUUCACUAAGUACAAUAUUUAUUUUAAAUGAACAGCCAAAAAAUAAUAAUUAUAAUGUCAUAUUUUUAAUACACAAUUAUAAUAAUGAAAAUGGUAAUGAGGAAAAAAUCGAAAUUAUGAAAAUUUUUAGAAUGUUUUUAAAAAAUCAUUGGAAAGAAAAAUAUGAAAUAUAUAUUAAAGAUUUUUUUUUUUUUCAAAAUAAUAAUAUUAUUGAUAUAGACAAAAUAGGAAAAAGUAUAACUCCAGAAAGUGUGCAUAUAAUAAAACGUGAUAAAAAAGAUAGUCUUAUUGAUAUUAAAAAUUCAAAGGAACAAAACCAUUUUUUUAAAACUUAUAAUCCCAAUAUCCUUAGAAAUAUAUCAAAAAAAAACUAUUUUUUGUAUAAUUUUUUUUCAAAUUUAAAACAUGAUAUACUACAAGAAUAUUUAAAAAUAUCCAAUAGUCUUAAAUUAGAUAUUUCCUCACUCAAUAAUAUUGGAAAAUUAGACAUUAAAAAAUCAAUUGGUAAAAUUGAAGAAUUACUAAAAAUAUUUGAAAAUUUUCAAAUAAAUAAAAACCUCAUAAAUAAUUCAAAUGGUUUUACCCAACUUAAAAAAAAACAAUAUUCUUAUUUACUCGGAAUAAUUUUAACUGACUUAUUAGAAAGAUAUGAAUACAAUCUUGAACAAAUUAGAAAUUAUUUAUACCAUAUUUAUAAAGAAAAUAUUAAAAAAAUUAAAAUAACUUCCAACAUAAUAUAUGAUUUAAAAAGAGAAAUGAAUUCAAUCGACAAUUUAUUUGAAUAUUACAAUUCUAAGAUAUCAUUUUUACAUUAUUUUAAAAUUAAAGCAAAUAAUUUUGAAAAUAAAGCUAAUUGCAUAUACAAAUACAAUAAACUUAAACUUUUACAAAUAUUAAAUGAAACAACAAGUGAUAUUAUUAAUUAUUAUAUUUCUAAAGGUUUAUAUGUUCGUGAUUAUUAUUUUAAUUCGUUAAUAUUUUCAAAGAAAUUUACAUUCCUUAAUUAUUUACUCGAAUAUAUUACUAGACAUUUCAAAAAUAAAAUUAACAUUAAUUUUAAUUACCUCUCCCCAAAUGCUUUUGGAUUCUCAUCAUACAAGGACGAUAUAUCAAUAUCACCAAAAAAGGAUGUUAUGAUUACUUCAAGCGAAAUAAAUCAAGUAGAAAAAAUAAAUAUUCCUUCGAGCCCUUACUCCAAAAUGUUAUUGUCGUUAGAAAAAAAAUAA
Messenger RNA from Plasmodium berghei ANKA, 1857 nucleotides. Its product is annotated as conserved Plasmodium protein, unknown function. Bases 1 to 1857 code for a protein of 618 amino acids. The record is from RefSeq and is a predicted model, not a curated record. The transcript is spliced from 3 exons. NCBI's taxonomy places the organism in Eukaryota, Apicomplexa, Aconoidasida, Haemosporida, Plasmodiidae.